Messenger RNA from Sciurus carolinensis (gray squirrel), 1973 nucleotides. It is a transcript of the gene Ggt1, whose product is annotated as gamma-glutamyltransferase 1. The transcript is spliced from 13 exons. Gene Ontology annotation, molecular function: glutathione gamma-glutamate hydrolase. The coding region runs from base 40 to 1755 and encodes 571 amino acids. Gene Ontology annotation, cellular component: plasma membrane. NCBI's taxonomy places the organism in Eukaryota, Metazoa, Chordata, Mammalia, Rodentia, Sciuridae. The record is from RefSeq and is a predicted model, not a curated record. Gene Ontology annotation, biological process: regulation of inflammatory response; peptide modification; regulation of immune system process.
GGAUACUGGGUGCCCCCAGCUGACCUCUUGCCCCCUCUGAUGAGAGCCAUGAAGAAGCGGUUCGUGGUGCUGGGCCUGUUGGUCGUGGUUCUGGUACUUGUCAUCAUUGGUCUCUGCCUCUGGCUGCCCUCCAGAUCCAGGCAGCCCGAACAUGUGUAUGCCAGGGCAGCUGUGGCCACGGAUGCUAAGCGCUGCUCGGAGAUUGGGAGGGACGUGCUGCAGGAAGGAGGUUCAGCGGUGGAUGCAGCCAUUGCGGGUCUGCUGUGUGUGGGGCUCAUGAAUGCUCAUAGUAUGGGCAUUGGGGGUGGCCUGUUCUUCACCAUCUAUAAUAGCACUACACGAAAAGCUGAGAUCAUCAAUGCCCGGGAGGUGGCACCUAGACUGGCCUACGCCAGCAUGUUCAACAGCUCCAAGCAGUCUGAGGAAGGCGGGCUGUCAGUGGCAGUUCCUGGUGAGAUCAGGGGCUAUGAACUGGCACACCAGCGGCAUGGGCGGCUACCCUGGGAUCGCCUCUUUCAGCCCAGCAUCCAACUGGCCCGCUAUGGCUUCCCUGUGGGCAAGGGCUUGGCAGCAGCCCUGGACAGAAAACGGGAUAUCAUUGAGCAGACUCCUGCUUUGUGCAAGAUUUUCUGCCGGGAUGGGAAGGUACUUCGGGAGGGAGAGAAAGUGACCAUGCCACAGUUAGCAGACACGUACCAGACGCUGGCCCGAGAAGGUGCCCAGGCUUUCUACAACGGGAGCCUCACGGCCCAGAUUGUGAAGGACAUCCAGGCGGUUGGGGGCAUUAUGACAAUUGAGGACCUGAACAACUACCAUGCAGAACUUAUUGAGCACCCGCUGAGCGUCAGGCUCGGGAACUCAAUGCUGUAUGUGCCCAGUGCCCCACUCAGUGGGCCUGUGCUGGUUCUCAUCCUUAACAUCCUCAAAGGGUAUAACUUCUCUCGGGCAAGCGUGGAGACCCCUGAACAGAAGGGCCUGACAUACCACCGCAUUGUGGAGGCUUUCCGGUUUGCCUAUGCCAAGAGGACCCUGCUUGGAGACCCAAAGUUUAUUGAUAUGACUAAGGUGAUCCACAACAUGACCUCCGAGUUCUUCGCUGACCAGCUCCGAGCCCGUAUCUCUGAUGACACCACUCAUCCAGCCUCCUACUAUGAGCCUGAAUUCUACACUCCUGAUGAUGGAGGCACUGCUCACGUGUCUGUGGUCUCAGAGGAUGGCAGUGCUGUGUCUGCCACUAGCACUAUCAAUCUCUACUUUGGCUCCAAGGUCCUUUCUCCAGUCAGCGGCAUCCUGUUCAACAAUGAGAUGGAUGACUUCAGUUCCCCCAACUUCACCAACCAGUUUGGGGUACCUCCUUCACCAGCCAAUUUCAUCAAGCCAGGGAAGCAGCCACUCUCAUCUAUGUGUCCGUCAAUCAUCGUGGGUCAGGACGGGAAGGUCCAGAUGGUGGUGGGAGCUGCCGGAGGCACACAGAUUACCACAGCUACUGCAUUGGCCAUCAUCCACAGCCUGUGGUUUGGCUAUGAUGUGAAGCGGGCUGUGGAGGAGCCCCGGUUGCACAAUCAGCUUCUGCCCAACACCACAACGCUGGAGAAAGACAUUGAUCAGGCAGUGGCUGCAGGGUUGAAAACCCGGCACCACCAAACUGAAGUCACUUCCACCUUCAUUGCUGUGGUCCAGGCCAUUAUCCGCACAGCCAGUGGCUGGGCAGCGGCUUCAGACUCCAGAAAAGGUGGGGAGCCAGCCGGCUACUGAGUGCUUGAGAUGGGCAAGAAUGACCAGCAAUCCAGGAACAAGAUAUUCACCAGAACCAAGAGUGGGACUUUGGGGGAUGCAUUCUCUCUAUAAGUGGCAGAGCAAUGUAAUAAAUGGGGGUUCUGUGCCAGGAUCUGGGCAAGCAGCCUUGCUGGCCAGGCUUCCCACUCCCUGGACCUCAGUGUCUUGUGUGUGAAAAUGGAGCCAUCUAGCUGGAG